Molecule: messenger RNA, 654 nt
Organism: Kockovaella imperatae
Lineage: Eukaryota; Fungi; Basidiomycota; Tremellomycetes; Tremellales; Cuniculitremaceae
Exons: 2
Biological process (GO): DNA repair
Source: RefSeq, a predicted model, not a curated record
AUCGUCAAACAGGAAUACGGUCUCGAUCUACUCUACCUCAAACAUUUCAUCGAUACGUCGUGUUCUCGUCAGCUGAAAAACUAUCUUCUGGAGGCAUUACCAUGGUAUCGAGUCACUUAUACCUCUAUGGGAAUGGAGCACCAUACACCUCGAUGGACCACGGUCUUCGGCAAGGACUCAACGAGCACACCCUGGCACGGGUACGAUAAGGCGAGACCGAGGGCUAUCCCUGAGAUCCUCCUGAGGCUGAUGCGACAGGUCGAAGAAGUCACAGGGGAGACGUACAACUUCGCCCUCGUCAAUUACUAUGCCACUGGAAGCGACUCCAUCUCGUACCAUUCCGACUCUGAAUCUUUCCUCGGCAAGAAUCCCUGCAUCGCCUCCAUCUCUCUCGGUGGAUCCCGCGGCUUUCUGAUGCGUCACAUCAAUUACAAGAACACUGCUCAGCACGAAAAGUUUCUGCUUGAGGAUGGUGACAUGGUCGUGAUGCGAGGCCAGACGCAGCAUCAGUGGCAACAUUCGAUACCGAAAAGGAAGAGUGCCGAAGGUCGAAUCAAUAUCACUUUUAGGAAAGGCGUCGUCAAGUAUGCGACUCAGAACUACAAUCAAUACAAUGUCGGCAAAGGCCCGAUGUAUCGAUGGGAGAGUGGGCAA